AUGGAGGAGGAGAAGGAACAAAAGAAGAAGCAGCAGCAGGGUAAGGGGAAGGGAGGCAAGGAAAAGGAGAAGGAGAUGUUUGAGCUGCUCCUGAAAAUGGCGAAGGAAUUAUGUCCGUCGUAUGUGGAGUGCAUGGAAAAGUGCAAGAAGGAGCAGGAGAAGAAGUCCGGUGGUAGUGGUGGUGGUGAAGAGGAAGGUGAGGAGGGGAAGAAGGAGAAGAAGAAGUCAGGUGAGAAAGGAAAGGAGAAGAAGCAGAAGGAGGAGGAGGAGGAGGAGGAAGAGGAGUAG
Molecule: messenger RNA, 288 nt
Organism: Echinococcus granulosus
Lineage: Eukaryota; Metazoa; Platyhelminthes; Cestoda; Cyclophyllidea; Taeniidae
Exons: 1
Coding region: 1-288 (95 amino acids)
Source: RefSeq, a predicted model, not a curated record